ACAUGUGUAACCGAUAAAUUUUCAAAACUAACUUGAAAAAGUCUUUUAAAAACAAUAAAAAUGAAUAUAGAACCUGCUGAAAUUAAGAAGUUAGAUGAAGUGGUCAUUAAUCGCAUCGCAGCUGGUGAAAUCAUUCAACGUCCUGCAAAUGCACUCAAAGAAAUGAUAGAAAACAGUCUAGAUGCAAAAUCAAGUAAUAUACAAAUAACAGUCAAAGACGGUGGCCUGAAAUUACUACAAAUACAAGAUAAUGGCACCGGUAUUCGUCUUGAUGACUUCCAGAUCGUCUGCGAGCGUUUCACGACGUCCAAACUUCGCAAGUUCGAAGAUUUGGAGGCGAUUACCACCUAUGGCUUUCGUGGUGAAGCCCUGAGUAGUAUAAGUCACGUAGCACACUUGAACAUUGUUUCCAAGACUCAUUCAUCACCAGUUGCAUAUAGUGCAUCAUAUGUUGAUGGCACAAUCAAAGCAGAUCCCAAACCAAUGGCAGGCAAUCAAGGCACAAUUAUCACAGUUGAAGACUUAUUCUAUAACAUGUCAGUGAGGAGAGGAGCACUGAGAAGUCCGGGUGAAGAAUAUUCAAAAGUUGCUGAUGUUGUUGGAAAAUAUGCUGUGCACAACUCUAGCGUAGGUUUCAGUUUGAAAAAGACUGGAGAUUCUAUUGAUAUUCGAACAAUGCAAAACUCUUCAACUGUGGAUAAUAUUCGAGUUGUUUUUGGACAAGCUAUAGCCAAAGAAUUGAUGGAGUUCUCAGCGAAUGAUGACGCGUUCAAGUUUGCUGUCAACGGACACAUAACGAAUCUGAAUUAUUCAUCGAAGAAAAUGCAAUUUGUGCUCUUCAUCAAUCACCGGCUUGUCGAGUGUCUCAGUCUCAAGCGACGAAUCGAUCAGAUUUACACCACAUAUCUACCGAAAAACGCGCAUCCUUUUGUCUACUUGAGCCUCGAGAUCGACCCGCGCAACGUUGACGUGAACGUACAUCCGACGAAACAUGAAGUUCAUUUCUUGAACGAGGAUCAGAUCGUUGACAUGAUCGGCGUGGCUUUGGAAGCGAAGCUGUUAAGUGGCAAGGAGUCACGUUCAUUUUACGCUCAGACGAAAUUACCUGUGACUAUUUUAAACACUACUAGUUGUGAUAAAGCAGAUGAAGCGGGUACAAGUAAAAUUUACGAUAAGGAUUUAGUUCGGACUGAUAUGCGUGAACAAAAACUCGAAAAAUUCUUUGGUCCGGCUUCGCAAACACAAAAUGACAGCGCUAAUUUCAUUGCACAAAAAUCACGACAUAAAGUCCGCCUCCGUAGCGUGCUGGACAUGCAGAAAGCGAUCGAGGAUGACUGCGAUUCAGCGCUGCGCGAAAUUUUCGCCGAGCAUGUAUUCGUCGGCGUUGCGACGCCGAGGCAGGCACUGGUGCAGCACCGUGUGCGACUGCUCGUAAUCGAUACGGAGCGCUUGAUGCGCGAGCUGUUCUACCAGUGCGUGGCGUACAAUUUUCAAAACUUUCGCUGUUAUCGCUUCGCUACACCGCUGGACAUUAAGGAAUUAGCGCUGAUUGCGUUAAAUAUGGCCGACACUGGCUGGACACCAGAGGAUGGACCCAAGGAAGACUUGGCAGAGAAUACAGCGGGGAUUUUAAUCGCGAAAGCGGAAAUGUUGCGCACUUAUUUCGAGAUUGAUAUUGAUAAUGACGGUAAAAUACAUACAAUACCGAUUUUGAUAGAUGGACAUGCACCGUUAGAAAGUGCAUUACCGCGGUAUAUUAUUAGAUUAGCUUGUGAAGUAAAUUGGGAUGAAGAAAAACCGUGUUUUGAAAGUUUUGCAAGAGAAACAGCGGAGUAUUAUGCGACGUCACCCGGCGCUGUCACAGACGAAUGGCGACACACGGUCGAACAUGUGUUGUACUCUUUUGCGAAGGAGUAUUUUCUACCGCCCGCGCAUUUCAAGACCAAUGGCGCACUGUUGGAGGCGGCAAAUUUACCGCAAUUGUAUAAAGUCUUCGAGAGAUGUUAAAAUACAUUCAUUAAACUAAUAAACAACUAUUUUAUAUUUUUUCAUAAAAAAUCAAA
Messenger RNA from Dalotia coriaria, 2063 nucleotides. It is a transcript of the gene Mlh1, whose product is annotated as DNA mismatch repair ATPase Mlh1. The record is from RefSeq and is a predicted model, not a curated record. Bases 61 to 2007 code for a protein of 648 amino acids. Gene Ontology annotation, molecular function: mismatched DNA binding; ATP binding; ATP-dependent DNA damage sensor activity. The transcript has 8 exons. Gene Ontology annotation, cellular component: MutLalpha complex. NCBI's taxonomy places the organism in Eukaryota, Metazoa, Arthropoda, Insecta, Coleoptera, Staphylinidae. Gene Ontology annotation, biological process: mismatch repair.